GUAAACAAACUGCAUCAAUCACACACGCGUCUUUUAUAGACAAAUAUUUUGUUAUUUUGUGGAUAUUGUCGGAUGCUGGUUGGGCCUCGUAUAAUUGAAACAUCAUCUUCUUCAAAGUUCUCCUCUUAUAAGUGAUCGGUAUAGGAUGGAUAUGGCAUCCAAAGCUGAUAAAAUUGCAUCUGCCAGGAAGCUGCUGAAAAGUUACCAACAGAAGAAGACCAAGGUAGACAAGCCUGCAUCACCAGCCCCAGCAUCAGACUUCACCAUUCUGAGUGAACCCCCUGGCCCUACCUUCAUUGAAGAUGCUGUCUCCAUUGAAAAGCCUCCAGAUCAUGCACCACUUAUCCCAGAGCAGCCACCAGGGAGCGUAGAUGAGGCUGCCAAAAGCUCUCCACAGCUUCCGAUAUUCACCUUCCCUGCCGACGGGAGCACGUCAUUCUCCGAGUACCUCGGUAACCCGCCGGCCCCGGUCCCGACUCCUCCGACCGCCCCGGGCGCGACUGCAGAGAUGCCAUUCUCCGGGAUGGAGCCGCCUCCGCCGCCCGCCGCCGAGCCACCGCAGCCUGCUGCUGAGGCCCACCCCUCGCCAUCCCCGCCGACCGGCACGGAGGUGCCUCAGGAGCCGGCUGCCGGGCCCGUCCAGGACGACUCGCCGCCGGGCGCCUCGAUGGCCUCCAGUUUCACCUUCGCCGGCUCUCAGCCGUCGGGACCGGGCUCACAGGGUAGCGCGGCGAGUAGCCGCCACUCGGACUGGGAGUACGUGGUGGGAGGUCAGCAGGAGGCGGCCGCCGGACCGGACGCCGCCGGCGCUCAGCAGGAGCGUGCCGAGGUGGCCGCCGCUCCGGCACCAGCUCACCUGACCUCCGAGACUCUGCGCCAGCUCAGUGACCGGCUCAGCCAGAUGACCUCGGAGGGCGAGGAGGCCGAGGGCGAGCCGACCGCCGCCGGUCCGCCGGCCACCGACCAGCGGCUGGCGCAGCGCAACUCGGAGCUGGCCGCAGCGCUGGAGGCCGAGCGCCGCGCCCGCGCCGAGGCAGAGCGCACCCUGGAGGACCUGCGCGCGCGCCUCUCUGAGCUGGAGCAGGAACAGGAGAGCGGAAGGCGCGCGGCCGACCUCCGCCUGGAGCAGGAGCGCGCCCGGCUGGCCGAGCAGGCGCGCGCACAGGCGCAGACCAUCGGCAUCCUGGUGGCGGAGAAGACUGAGCUGAAGACGGCUGCUGAGCAGCUGCAGGCUCGGCUCGAGGAAAAACAGGCCGAGUGUGAUGCGUCUUCCAGUCAGCUGGCCGCCGCCCAGGUUCAGAUCCAACAGCUGCGAGAGGAAAGCUCGCGCGCCGGACAGAUUGAGGUCUCCGUCCAGCAUCUGCAGAGCCUGUACGCCCAGGCCGACAACGAGCGCAACAGAAACAGGGAGCUGUGCUCGGAGCUGCAGGAGGAGCUGGACGAAGCCCGCCAGCGACUGCGCACUCAGCUGGACGCCAACCAGGCGCUCACCCGCCAGCUGGCCGACACCAACUCACGGCUGGAGCUGGCAGAAAUCCGCCUUACCCAGCUGGGCGGCGGUGGUGGUGUGGGGGAGAGCGGCAGCGGCAGUGGCGCCGAGGAGCGCGCGGCCGCCGCCGAACGGGAGGCCGCCCAGCUGCGGGCAGAGCGCGACGCCGCCUCCGUCCAGUUCCGCGAGUACACUGCCGCGCUGUCAGCGCGUCUGCAGCAGGCCGAGGCGGCGCGGGACACGCUGACAGCCGAGCUGGCCGCGCGGGACGAUCAGGCUGCCGCUGCUGCCGCGGCGCCACCGCCGGAGCAGCCGCGGCAGGAGGCGGCGGUUCAGCAGGCGCCACCUCCGACCGUCACUGAAGCCGAGCGUCGGGAGCUGGAGGAGCUGCGUCAGGCGGCCGCCGGAGCCGCAGAGGAGACCGACACACUGCGGCGGGAGCUACGAGCGCUGAGUGAGGAGAACACGCGUCUGACCCUGUCGUCGCAGCAGCAGGCCGCCGAGCUUCAGGAGAUGAAGUUCACCGUGGAGCGCGUCAACUCAUCGGCUGUCGACAACGGUCAGCUGGCGCGGGAGAUGGAGAGCGACCGAGUGGCCGCCAGCCGGGCCAUGGCGCAGAACAAACAGCUGAAGCAGCAGCUGCAGGAGCUCCAGGACGGCUUCAUCACGCUCAGCAACAAGAAGCUGGAGCUGACGGAGAGCCUGGCGGCCGAGCGUCAGGCGUCGGCCGAGCGGGCGCGCCAGGUGGUCGAACUGCAGGAGCAGCUCGAUAAGAUGACGGCCCGUGCCGCCGAGGCGGACCGACAGAACAUGACGGCACACCAGGUGAUUGACCAGCUGCGCCACUGGGAGGCGGUCGGCAGGCACGCGCAGGCGCUGCAGGCCGACCUGACGGCCGCAGAGGAGAAGCUGUCCCGCCUGGGCUCGGCCGCGCCGUCCGCCGCCGGUUCAGAGGCGACCCCCGGGGCGCCGGAGCGACCUCCGAGCGCUGCUGGUUCCGAGCCCCUCUCCAGCCGCACCCAGUCUCCUGUGCCGCGGCCACCCAUCGAGGAAGUCAUCAGAGAGCGGGAGGAGCUGCGAGCGCGACUCCAGCAGUUCAUCGGCGGCGGCGCCGUGGACCCAGCUGAACACGAGAAGCUGCGCUCAGCCCUGGCGCAGCUGGAGAAGCGAUUCUGCGAGGUCAUGAACCAGGUGGCCGCCCUGCGGGAGGAGCGGCAGGGCCUGGAGCACCUCUGUGAACAGCUGCAGGGCGAGACGGACACCAUCGGCGACUACAUCAGUAUGUACCAGGUGCAGCGUUCGGCGCUGAAGCAGCAGGCUCUGGAGCGGGAGCAGGAGCUGAACACGCUGAACGAGGACCGCCAGCAGCUGCGACAGCAGCUGGCCCAGCUGCAGCAGCUGGUGUCGCAGCUGAUGGGCGGCCAGCAGCCGGCGGCGGGUGCUCCCCCUGCUGUCACGGUCCCGGCGCUGGCGGCCCCGGACAGCGGCACCAGCUCUCCGGCCGAGCCGACCGCGCCGUCCGCUCCGUCCGAGCCGAGCGGGCCGCCCGCCCCGGCCGAGCCGGCGCGCCAGCAGACCGCCCAGCGCAUCCUCUCGCUGAUCGAACAGAUCGGCGCCAGCGAGUACGUGGACGGACACGCGGCGCCGCUGCACGUGUGUCAGCACUGCCGCGGCAAACGGGUGCUGAACGUGUAGUCCGGCCGGCCGCCAGAGACAGAAACACGCUGUGAUGAUCGCGCAAAGUGUGGAUGGUGACCAGAGCCGUCAGUGAGCUCCAGCGAUGGUUUGUUUAGCUCCGAUGCCAUCAUGGCGCGAGGUUCUGAACGCUCUGCGGCGAGGCACAGGUCGCAGUGACGUCGGGUGGCCACACGGUGGCGUCUGGUGACCGUGUGGUGACUAUGGUGACUAUGGUGACUCUGGUGACGUCCUAUGACCGUCCGGUGAUAAGUGUGCGGUGGAUGGUGACCAACGAGCGCAUAUGCGUGGGCUUACAGUGCAGACAUGUGUCGGACUGCCUGAAGAAUAUGGCCGACAGCGCUGCCCCGUACCCGUAGGACCGAAGAAUGAAGAGGCUACGAUGCAAAAAUAUGGAUUGCCGUUGUGUGUGUCGAGUCUGCUCGAGAAUUAUGACAGUAUUGGCGUGAUGUCGGUUAUUUAUUUAGGCCUCGGCAGUGAGGUAAUUAAGUACAUUAGAUUUUAUGUGAUGAGGAUUGAGGGAAUUCGAGGCAGCCCUGUACAUGACGACUGGGCGAGUCGAUAUGAGACUGCUAAAUUCCAUCACCGCUUUGUGGUGUGAUAGUGCCGGUCACGUGACCACUGACAGGCUGAAUUCCGACGUCACGUGAUGGUUAAACCAGACUCCGUGUAAAGCCGCGUAUAUAUUAUCGUGUGUGAUAUUCGGGCGGCUAGGCGCCGCUUCAGUGCCUGACGGACUGUGGGACGGAACUGGCUGCGUCCCGGACCUAGAGUGAACGAGUCGCCUCCGCAGCGGGGCAGAUAUCGCUCGGGAACGGACGACGUCCCCAGAGUGUGUCUAAGGAAUCACUGGUUUGUUGGCGUGUUGGGGGGCGGGUCAGCGUCUGUGGGGUGGUUACGUUUGGGAUUGUUUUAUUGUUUAUUUUCCAUCACCAAAAUACAUGGAUUUCUUAGUGAUA
Messenger RNA from Amphibalanus amphitrite, 4143 nucleotides. RefSeq names its product golgin subfamily A member 2-like. The record is from RefSeq and is a predicted model, not a curated record. NCBI's taxonomy places the organism in Eukaryota, Metazoa, Arthropoda, Thecostraca, Balanomorpha, Balanidae. Gene Ontology annotation, cellular component: cis-Golgi network; Golgi cisterna membrane; Golgi apparatus. The coding region runs from base 146 to 3184 and encodes 1012 amino acids. Gene Ontology annotation, biological process: Golgi organization. The transcript is spliced from 13 exons.